Acomys russatus (golden spiny mouse) is the source of this 1214-nucleotide messenger RNA. It is a transcript of the gene Gpr15, whose product is annotated as G protein-coupled receptor 15. The coding region runs from base 79 to 1155 and encodes 358 amino acids. The transcript has a single exon. The record is from RefSeq and is a predicted model, not a curated record. NCBI's taxonomy places the organism in Eukaryota, Metazoa, Chordata, Mammalia, Rodentia, Muridae. Gene Ontology annotation, biological process: G protein-coupled receptor signaling pathway; immune response. Gene Ontology annotation, molecular function: G protein-coupled receptor activity. Gene Ontology annotation, cellular component: membrane.
AAGAAGCUCCCUUGAUUUCUCAAGUUCCUAAGACACACAGUGAGGACACUUACCAGAGUCGGCAUCUAACCUUCAGCCAUGGGACCAACAGCAACCCUGUUUUAUUACUAUGACGCUACGAGCCCAGAUCCUCCUAUCUCAGAGACUUCCUCCCACAUUUUCUACACAUCUGUCUUCCUCCCUGCCUUUUAUACAGCUGUGUUCCUGACUGGAAUAUUGGGGAACUUCGUCCUCAUGAUCGCGUUGCAUUUCAAGCACGGCAACCGAAGACUGAUCGACAUCUUUAUCAUCAACCUGGCAGCCUCGGACUUCAUUUUCCUCGUCACACUGCCUCUUUGGGUGGAUAAGGAAGCCUCUUUAGGACUAUGGAGGACUGGCUCUUUCCUGUGCAAAGGCAGCUCCUAUGUCAUCUCUGUGAACAUGCACUGUAGCGUCUUCUUGCUCACUUGCAUGAGCAUGGACCGCUACCUGGCCAUCAUGCGCCCGGCUUUAUCCAGGAGACUAAGGAGGAGAAACUGCGCAUACACAGUCUGUGCCAGUGUCUGGAUCCUCUCAUGCCUCCUGGGACUGCCUACUCUUCUGUCCAGAGAGCUCACACACAGGGAAGGCAAGCCCUACUGUGCAGAGAAGAAAGCCACUCCAACGAAACUGAUGUGGGGUCUGGUAGCCUUGAUUGUCACCUUUUUUGUCCCGCUGCUGAGCAUCGUGACCUGCUACUGUUGUAUCGCAAGGAGGCUGUGUGCUCAUUACCAGCAGUCUGGAAAGCACAACAAAAAGCUGAAGAAGUCUAUCAAGAUCAUCAUUAUCGUUGUGGCGGCCUUCACCCUUUCCUGGCUACCCUUUAAUACUUUCAAGCUCCUGGCCAUCGUCUCGGGCUUGCAGCCGCAACUCCAGUUUCCCUCUGUGUCUUUUCGGCUGGCCAUGGAGGUGAGUGGGCCCUGGGCGUUUGCCAACAGCUGUGUCAACCCUCUCAUUUACUAUGUCUUUGACAGCUAUAUCCGCCGGGCCGUUCUACGCUGUCUGUGCCCUUGUCUGAGAAACCAUGACAUCGGGAGCACAACGGAGACAUCAGACAGUCACCUCACUAAGGCUCUCUCCAACUUCAUUCACGCAGAGGAUUUUGUCAGGCGGAGGAAAAGGUCUGUGUCGCUCUAAAAGGAGCGGUGGUGACAUUUCAAGGUCUGCUGGCACGCUUGGGAAGUUGGGUUUUGUCA